Messenger RNA from Emericellopsis atlantica, 1010 nucleotides. Its product is annotated as bacteriocin-protection, YdeI or OmpD-associated-domain-containing protein. The record is from RefSeq and is a predicted model, not a curated record. The transcript has a single exon. The coding region runs from base 280 to 987 and encodes 235 amino acids. Lineage: Eukaryota; Fungi; Ascomycota; Sordariomycetes; Hypocreales; Bionectriaceae.
CCUCUUUAUCUUGUGGCUUCGUAAUUGAAUCUUUCCUGUACACUUCGCGGCACAAUUACCAGGAUUGCGCCGCACGGGCUAGUAAGACACAGGGUAGUCAUAAGACAUGGGACUUCCAAACUCAUUCAGCAGGGUGAUCAUGUUGCGGCCUGCGUACAUCGCAUGCACUCAAACUCUGGUCCGUGUCUAUGUGAACUCAUGGGCCAACCGCUCGUCUAUGCAUGCGAAUUCUAGAUCUGAUACUACCCAUGCUAGGCCGCGUCGCUAUCCCCAGCCAGCAUGACGCGCACGCUUCGUUCACGCAAAACAAUAGGCAUAUCAUCCGAGGCACAGCCAGAUGCCACUGUCAAAAGCACUACUAAAUCAAAGACAACGAACCCGGCAGCAGUCCCAGCAGGACCCAAGAACUCCCUGUCAGAGGCCUCGAAUGCACUGCUCUUCCCGAGGGCAGCCAACUUCGAAACCUGGCUUCACGCAAACCACGACUCGACGCCCAAGGGCAUCUGGCUGCAAUUCAGCAAGAAAGCCCACCCAGUCCCCUCCAUCACGUACGAGGAAGCUCUAGACAUUGCGCUGUGCUACGGCUGGAUUGAUGGACAGUGCAAGAGCCUGCCUUCAGGCACGCACUCUGCUCGACGCUUCACGCCGCGUCGCAAGGCCAGUCUAUGGUCAAAAAGGAACGUCAGCAAAGUCGCUGCGCUUCAACACCAACGGAAGAUGAUGGCCGCAGGGCUUAAGGAGGUCGAGGCUGCUAAAGCAGACGGGCGAUGGGAGAGAGCAUAUUCAGGUGCCAAGGACGUUACCGUGCCCAUGGACUUUGAGGCGCGCCUGAAGGAGGUGAAAGGGGCCUGGACGUUCUGGGAGGGGUUGAACAAGACGGCGCGGUAUGCUUUCCUCGUGCGACUGGAAACUACAAAGACAGCCGUCGCCCGGGAGAAGAAGUUGGAGCAAUUUGUCAAGAUGCUUGCGGACGGAAAGCUGAUUUGAUUAUAUUCGUCACAUUGCAUAGC